GUCUCACAGCUAAUAAGUGUCUGAAGUGGAAUUUUAACUCAGUCCUGCCUGGUUAUAGGCCCAGAGCUCUAGCUACUUUGAUAAAAGCACUUUACAAUUCUUUAUGUAGGACUUUAAGUACUACAAUGUUAUUUAUUCACAUGAUCUCACUUAAUUUCCACAACAACCUUGAGAGGUAAGUACUAAAAGUAUUAUUAUUCCAAUUUUGUAAGUGAGGAAAUGGCUCAAAGACUUUAUGAUUUGCUUGUUAUCACUCAAUGUGCAUCAUACCUUAGUGCAGAUACUAAGAAUCUACUCUUUAUAUUUUUAGAAUGUCUCUUUUUUAAAAUAAAUUUUAUGCAUAGAUAAUAUGGUCAUUGGGAAUAAUAAUUAAUAAUAAUAAUAAAGUCAUUGGGAAAUAUUAUCAUCCCAAGAAAAAAUUUGAAUACAAUUGCAAAUAAAGAAAAUUCGAAGGAUCACUUACCACUUUUUGAGAAUCCAUACUCCUCAAUCUGACUGGAAGAAAUAUUAUAUUGACAAGACCUAAAAAUAUGUGAAAGGGACACACAUCUAAGUGCUAUUAUCUGUGACUGGACAGUCAUACGGGAUGGACUCGGUUCUCCUGAAACAAUUGUUCAGGAGUAGUUACACUUCUGGACUCCCCACUGAGAACACUAAAUGCAGGAAGAGUUCUUCUAAAAGUAAGCAAACUCUUCAUGUUUCUGGUACAAAAAUGUUCCAUGGAACAACAAUGGAGAGAAAGAAGAUGGGGAUUUAUCAUCUCCAGAGAUGAAAUCGUUUCUUCAAAAGGAGAAAUCAGAAGUCAAAGGUGAAAAUAUCAGACAUGUAAAGGAAAUUCCGGAUCAGCUGAGAAUUUUUGAAAAUGUUACACAUUCAUGCACAUGGUGUCGCUCUUCACUGAAAAGGUUUGGUGAAGAAAGAAACCGGCAUCUUCAUCCUGAAUCGGGCUAAUCACAGAACAACUCGUGCAAAUCUUUCCUGGAAUCGGAUAGAGAUCACACGACUGGCUCGAUCCAAACAGUUUGCGAGAAAUAAUUUAAUCUUUUGUUUUCUCCAAAGAGACCAUUCUGAUACCGAUAAUCUUACGUGUGUGUGAUGGAGGGUUCGCAGAGAGCCCAGCAUCUGCUAUUUUCUCUUCUGCUCUUCACACUCUGGGAAGUGGGGAGCGGUCAGGUCCAUUAUUCGGUGCCGGAGGAAGCGAAACACGGUACGUUCGUGGGUCGAAUCGCGCAGGACCUGGGUCUGGAGGUCGCGGAGCUGGUGUCGAGGCUGUUCCGGGUGGUGUCCAAGGGCCGCGCGGACUACCUAGAGGUAAAUGUGCAGAACGGCAUUUUGUUUGUGAAUUCUCGGAUCGACCGGGAGGAGCUGUGCGGUCGCAGUGUUGGUUGUAGCAUCCACCUGGAGGUGAUCGUGGACAAGCCUCUGCAGGUUUUCCACGUGGAGGUGGAGAUCCAGGACAUUAAUGAUAAUCCGCCCAUGUUUCCAGAAAAUAAAAAAGAAAUAAAUAUUGCUGAAUCAAGACCACCAGAUGCUCGUUUUCCGCUAGAUGGCGCAGCUGAUGCAGAUGUAGGGGAGAACGCGGCCUUGACCUACAGGCUCAGUCCCAAUGAAUAUUUCGCUCUGGAUGUACAAAGCGACAGUGAACAAACGACUUCAUUAUCACUUAUUCUGAAGAAAUCUUUAGACAGAGAAGAAACUCAAAAACAUCAUUUAUUACUGAUUGCCACUGACAGGGGCAAGCCAGAACUUACUGGCAGUGUUGAAGUGCUGAUCAAAGUGCUGGAUGUGAAUGAUAAUGCCCCACAAUUUGACCAAUCUGUUUAUAAAGUGAGAAUGAUAGAGAACGCUGCAAACGGUACAUUGGUGAUCCAACUCAAUGCCUCUGAUGCUGAUGAUGGAACUAAUGGACAUAUUUUAUACUCAUUUCGUAGCCCAGUACCUCCUGAAGUUCGAGGCACUUUUCAUAUAGGUUCAGAGACAGGAGAAAUUAGAGUAAAAGGACAAUUAGAUUUUGAAAAGAAUAAUAUGUAUGAAAUUCGAGUCGAGGCAAUUGACAAAGGGAACCUUCCAAUGGCUGGUCAUUGCACAGUUCUAGUGGAGAUUCUGGACGCCAACGAUAAUUCUCCUGAGGUGUUUGUGACAUCUCUGUCACUGCCAGUCCAAGAAGACUCCCCUCCCGGCACAGUCAUAGCCCUCAUUAGCGUAUCUGACCGUGACUCAGGAGCCAACGGGCAGGUGACUUGCUCCCUAUCACCUCCCGGACCUUUCAUGCUGGUGUCCACUUUCAGGAAUUACUAUUCGUUGGUACUGGAGGGCCCAGUGGACCGCGAGAGGGUGCCAGCCUACGAGCUUGUGGUGACUGCGAGGGACGGUGGGACGCCAGCACUGUGGGCCACCGCCAGUGUGUCUGUAGACAUUGGCGACGUAAACGACAACGCCCCUACUUUCGAGCAGCCUGUGUAUACAGUGUUCGUGAAGGAGAACAACCCACCGGGCUGUCACAUUUUCACCGUGUCCGCGUUGGAUCCAGAUGCACAUGAGAACGCGCUGGUGUCUUACUCACUAGUACAGAGACGGGUGGGGGAACGUCAGCUUUCAAGCUAUGUGUCUGUUCACUCAGAGAGCGGGAAAGUGUACGCCUUGCAGCCCCUAGACCACGAGGAACUGGAGCUUCUGCAGUUCCAGGUGAGCGCCCGCGAUGCGGGCUUCCCUCCUUUGGGCAGCAACGUGAGCCUGCAGGUGUUCGUGCUAGAUGAGAACGACAAUGCGCCAGAAGUACUACCUACUCUUGCGGGUUCUGGGAUAGGCUGGAGCCCAGUGACCGCACUAGUAUCACGUUCAGUGGCUCCAGGCCACGUGGUGACGAAGAUCAGAGCUAUGGAUGCAGAUUCAGGCUACAAUGCAUGGUUGUCAUAUGAGUUGCUACCGGAGGCGGGCAUUGGGCGAAGCCCUUUCCGAGUCGGACUGUACACGGGCGAGAUCUGUACAACGCGAGUUUUGGAGGAGUCAGAUGGGCCUCUGAAGAUACUGCUUGUACUAGUAAAGGACCACGGAGAGCCGGCGCUGUCUGCCACCGCCACGGUGAGCGUGUCACUGCUGGAGAGCGGGCAGGCCCUUAAAGCUUUGUCUGAGGUUCCUGGAGCAGUGGCCGAUACAGGAAUUAAAAAGGAGGCAGCGCUGGUGGAUGUAAACGUGUAUCUGAUUAUAGCUAUCUGCUCAGUGUCCAGUUUGUUGGUGCUGAGUCUGUUGCUCUAUGUGGCGUUGAGGUGUUCUGCGCCCCCACGAGGUGAGUAUGGGCCUGGCAAGCCUACCCUGGUGUGUUCGAACGAAGCUGGGAGCUGGUCUUAUUCCCGGCAGCGGCGGCAGAGGGUUUACUCUGCAGAAGGAACAGUCAAGAACGACCUCAUGACCUUCAGCCCCAAUCUCCCGCCUUGUCUCAGUCAGUCACAUAGCGGGGAGCAGCAGGAAUAUGGAGCAGAACACUUGGGAAAGCCAAAACAACCUAAUCCUGACUGGCGUUAUUCUGCCUCUCUGAGAGCUGGAAUGCACAGCUCUGUGCACCUGGAGGAAGCCGGCAUUCUGCGGGCAGGGCCAGGAGGCCCUGAUCAGCAGUGGCCAACUGUGUCCAGUGCAACACCUGAACCUGAGGCAGGAGAGGUGUCACCCCCUGUAGGAGCUGGUGUCAACAGCAACAGCUGGACCUUUAAAUAUGGACCAGGCAACCCCAAGCAACCUGGCCCCGGUGAGUUGCCAGACAAAUUCAUUAUCCCGGGAUCUCCUGCAAUCAUCUCCAUCCGGCAGGAGCCACCCAACAGCCAAAUUGACAAAAGUGACUUCAUAACCUUUGGGAAAAAGGAGGAGACUAAGAAGAAGAAGAAAAAGAAGAAGGGCAACAAGACCCAAGAAAAAAAAGAGAAAGGGAACAGCACCACUGACAACAGUGACCAGUGAGGGAUCCAAUGGAACAAAGCCACUUAGCCAGUUUUGUAAUAAUGGCAAAUCUCUCUUAUGUAGCAACUCCUGACUUUUUCCUCCUGUCCACACCAGUCCUAUCUGUACAGAUCUCAGAAAACAACAGAAAGUUCCCGGUGUCUGUCUAGAUCACAUAGAACAGGUUUUGUCUUAAAAGCUUUACUCACUCUGAUGUUAACUCUUUCUCUCCACUCUGGCUUGUUUUCAGAAUCUAAAAAGCAGACCCAAGUUUCCUUUCUCCUCCGCCGCAAAGGAGAGGCCUCCCAGCCCCACCCGUGAGAGGUUGGACCCUUAGCCUUGUGCUCCUGGAAUCCUGUCUUGAUGGCACUUACAGGGCAGGCUGAAAGGUUUUCAGAUUGGGCAGUCCGGGCCUUCCUUUGGAUGUGUGCCUGUGCAUGUGGGGUUGGGGGUGGGGGUGGGCUUGGAGGUAUGCGGGGGUGUACGGAUGCGGUACCAGAAGUCAUCGAGAAAAGGCAAAAUUAGCUUACUUAGUGUGAGAAGAGGUAGAGAAAAGAAACAAAAUGAAUCAAGAGUUCUGAACUGUUCAGUCCAGAGGGAAACCUGAGAAAGAGGUGACUAGAUUUUUCCAAACUUAGUGUGGAAUAGGUAAGGAAUCUUUAAUGGCAGGAGGUGGUCCCCAUUCUCCAGACAAAAUUGUAUUCUGCCCCCUUGACCAUUAGCUUAUUUAUACAUUAUUAGAAGUCCUGGGGAAAAAUUGACUAUAAUGUCUUUCUAAAAACCUUCAUUAUGCUGGAAAACCAGUUCCUUAGACCCUUAACAGGAGGCCAGUCAGAUGGACACAUUGGGAAAGUGAGUAGCAUGGAUAUUGCUUCCUAUAUGUCCUUGUCCUCACAGUUAAACAUUCUUUUGCACACAAUAUUUCUGAAAAGGCCAGAUCCUUUUCCCAUAAUACAUAUGCAAAAUGGAAAGAAAAAACCCCAACACCUCACUUUAUCUAUGCUUUUUGUUAUUUGAUAAGAUUUAUUUAAAAAUGAAAGUUUAGAUGUAAAUAUUGAAAAACAAAGAUGAUAAAAUAUGAUUUCUCCUCACCCCAAAAAGAGAAUUAAAUCUACAGCCAUUAGAAACAAUCAUUGCUGCUAUUGAAGUGCUUUAGAGAAAUUGCCUGAAACAUCUGUAUUAUAUCGGCCACCUGCCAAUCACAGCUUUACUCUAUCAGGUCACUCUGGGACUGCCUCUUGCAUGUAUUAGUUACUAAUCCCAAGGAUCCCUAUCCUUUUAAAAAAUGUUUUUUAUGUGCACUUUGAUUACACAAUCUUCUUCAAUCAACUGUCCUAAGACUCAGAAAUGAAAGAUAGUUGUUGUUUUCUCAGACAUACAGAACACACUUACAGAUCCUGUAAUUCUGUGAAUUGUCUUGGUGCGCUAGCUGACAACCUUUCCUUUGGUUUUGUUUCCCUUUUUUCUAUGACACUCUGAAUUGCUGCCCUUACUAUUACUUAUGAUGUAAAAUCCAACUACUGUAUGUAUGCUGUAUGCUCUUAUAAAAAUCCUGAAAUAUACUUACUCUGUGCUUGUGUAUGUGAAUGUCAAUGCAACUAUUACCUAGAGUGGACUUUAAGCUUUAUUGUUGAAUGUAAUCCCAUUGCAUUUCUUUUUUGUACACAUGUGAAAAAAGUGGAAUAGUGUUCAUUUUUGGGGGGGAAAAACACUACUGUUAAUCAAUUUUUGUGUAUGAAAGACACAGUAAAAUAUCUUUCUUAAAUCGAGAUACUGGUGAUUCAAAGAAUUUUAUUUAUGGUAAGCCAAAAGCCCUUCCUUGUCUUUUGCCAGGAGUCCAGCUGUUGAGGGAUUGGAUGAAGAUGUUUUUUUGAAAGUAACAUUUCUGGAAGGAAUUCAGAAGAUAAUUCCCUGUGGGUGUGUGAGCACACAAUCAAACAGUUUGUGACCUCCAUGAGUAUUGAAAUUUUAAGACUCUCUGUCAUAUCCUCUCAUAAAGAAUAAUCAAAGUUAAUGUCAUUCCAGCUAGAACAUUUUAAGUUUGUUGAAAUGUGCAAAUUAGAUGCUUGAUCAAUUAUUUUUGCUCUAGAACUCAUUGAUCUAAAUAAAAAAGAUAGGAAUCUGUUAACCAAGCUCUCCAUCUCCCACGAAGAAUUAUUUUCUGUUUAUGAUUGAGCUUUGAUUCUCCCAUAUUUUGAAGGGUGUGUAAAUUCAGCUGUGUAGGUUUGCAUGGGGUAAAAUAGGUUGCCAGCAUAUAGACGUCAUGGCUACAUAGUAGGUUCCGACAACUUUGCCCCACUCAACCCCAUGUACUUGACCUUACGUGCCUUCUGAAGAAUAGGAGAAUUGAGCUAAUUUGUUAAUGAUAAGAAUGAUGAUAAAUCUGUGCAGCACUUUUAUACCAAGAAAGUGCUUUCCAAUCUUUUGUUAGUUACCAGUUAUUACAGCUGUAAGGACAAAACAGCAUGUGGAUUCAUUUUUAAUUGGUGCUAUUGGUAUUUCCUAUGUUAUUGCUAAUAAACAGAUAAUGGUA
Molecule: messenger RNA, 6463 nt
Organism: Sarcophilus harrisii (Tasmanian devil)
Lineage: Eukaryota; Metazoa; Chordata; Mammalia; Dasyuromorphia; Dasyuridae
Product: protocadherin alpha-C2
Exons: 4
Coding region: 1096-3951 (951 amino acids)
Biological process (GO): homophilic cell-cell adhesion
Cellular component (GO): plasma membrane
Molecular function (GO): calcium ion binding
Source: RefSeq, a predicted model, not a curated record